GAAGCUAGGACCCACCAGAAACAAUUUAGCUAUAACCUACUUGUUGCUUGGAAACGAUCAACCGAAGCACUCUAUGAAGAAAUUUAUUUUAGCUAGCAGAUAGCGAACGUAACGAACAUAUGUUACAUGUUUAUUACACGUUUAUUUAGCCAGUUAUGCGUUUGUCAAUUUUAUAUCGAGGCACACAUACCUUGCGAGUCAUAUUUCUUCUGAAACGAAGGACGCAUACAGAUUUGUCAGACUGAAUUAAUACUAAUACUGUCAAAGUGUUGAAGCAGCGCAGUUAUGCCGAAGAAAGGGAAGAAGGGAGGAGGAAAGCAGGCAGCGAUGACAGAGGAGGAGAGACUCGUGUACAUGCAGCAGAAGGCUCGGGCUGAGGAGGAAAUGGCUAAAAGAAAAGAAGACAUGCUCACUCAGUUUCUCAAGGAUAAGCUGCAGAAGGAAGAGCGGAACAGCACAGUAAACCGGCACAAGUUGAUGCAACAGUGGCGUGCUGUCCUGCGCCAGACGCGUGCCGUCGAGCUGCGCACUGAUAUUGAAAUACUCAUUCAGACCUUUGAGAGAGUCCUAGACCGCAAGGACAGCGUCAUUAAGUCUUUGGUGUGUGAUAUGAGUGAAGCAGAGCAGCAGUCAGCUCUCGCACUUAGGGCUCAUCUCCAGAGCAUGGAUCGCCUGCUGGAGCUCCAGAAGGGGCGACUGGCUGCAUUAGCAUUAGAGUGGGACACUGGUCUUGAGGACCUCAACACUGAAUACAAUGUUGAGAGGGAACAGAUUUUGAUGCUACAGAAGCAAGAAACUGCAUAUCUAGAGGAUGUUACUUUUGCCAUGGAGCAGCGCUAUGCUGAAAUAGACAGCGAGGUCCGGCAGGACUAUCAGAGCACCCGAGAUGACAUCAAAAACAAGCUGGAAGGCACCAUGGAGGAGCUCCAGAAGCAGUUGCAGCAGGUGCUACACAACUACAGCGAGGCCACCAAGGACCGCCGCGUCGCUUUCGAGUCACUCCGUGCCAGAGAUGAGCACAGUGCUCAGGAGAUAGACUCGCAGAUGAGACGCUUGCAGAAAAUGCAGGACUCCAUCAGUGCUCUGCGUUUUCAGCUGAGCUCCAGUCAGAGGGAAUGCGAGGUGUCUGUACAUGGUCUCCGUGCAGCUCGAGAGGAGGUUACCCAUAAAGUCCAACAGCUCAAGGCUAAGUUCAGUCUGGCUCGAGCAGCUGAGAGGAGACAGUUAGCUAACCUCACCAUGCACAGCAGUAAAACCAUCAACAAACUACAAGACAUCAUAGGAAAGGGUGAGAAACUGUUGCGUCUAGCUGAAAUGUGUCGCAAACUGGAGACAGAGCAAGAGAAGGUGCUUCCGUUCUACACAUCAUCUUUAAGUGCUGAGGAGUUGAGUCAGGAGAGAGCACAUGCUAUGGAGGAACCAUCUGAAGAACUGGCACGGGCAAUGCUGGACUAUACCAUUCUGGAAAAGUUUUGGCAGCGUUACAACAAGGUUCUCCUGGAGCGUUUGUGCCUAGAACAGGACAAGGUGGCUUUAGUGCAGGAGAACCAGCAGUUGAGGGUUCUUCUCAAGCAGUACCUGGAUGGCAUCUCUGUUAGCGACGAGAUCUUACGACAGCGGAAUCCACUUCUCAUAGUGUCCCGCCAGUCACUACAAGCAUCAACUACUUCAGAUGCACAAACACACAAGCGGCAUACAGUGAUAGAAGCUGCUCAUGUGGUGGAGCACACAUUGUAGAGAAAUUACACACAUAUAUACAUGCAGCUAUGAGCAAAUAUAAAAUAUUGUACGAAAGACAAAGUUGGUUACUAUGUA
Electrophorus electricus (electric eel) is the source of this 1815-nucleotide messenger RNA. RefSeq names its product dynein regulatory complex subunit 2 (gene drc2). Gene Ontology annotation, biological process: regulation of cilium movement; axonemal dynein complex assembly; cilium-dependent cell motility. Gene Ontology annotation, cellular component: axoneme; axonemal dynein complex. The record is from RefSeq and is a predicted model, not a curated record. NCBI's taxonomy places the organism in Eukaryota, Metazoa, Chordata, Actinopteri, Gymnotiformes, Gymnotidae.